AUGACAGCGUGUGCCAACAUCGGUCCUGCCUCAUACAACUACGAUGAAACGAUUUCAACUUUGCGCUAUGCAAACCGUGCCAAGAAUAUCCAGAAUGUGGUACGUAUCAAUGAGGAUCCAAAGGAUGCGUUGCUCAGGAAAUUCCAGCUCGAGAUCGAGCACCUCAAGCGUCUGCUCGAGAAAGGUAAACGUUUGCUUGUGCAGUUUAAAAUGUACUGA
Molecule: messenger RNA, 219 nt
Organism: Gongylonema pulchrum
Lineage: Eukaryota; Metazoa; Nematoda; Chromadorea; Rhabditida; Gongylonematidae
Source: the annotation of a GenBank genome assembly